CAGAUAAACAUUCGGUAAACAUUGCAAUUGACAGGCAGAACGGGACGCACGUGUAUCUAGUGUUUUGAAUAGAAUUAGAGUUUCGGACUAUUUUUUUAUUGUUCUCAAUAUUAACUAAAAGAAAUGACUGAAUUGGAUAUUCAGGGCUCUGAAUCUGAAUACACUUCAGAGGAUGAAUCCGAAGAAGAGUUGCAAGAGGCAUUUGCUCGUGGUGACUUGAAGCCUGGACUAAAUAUUGAAUACCAAAAGAGAGAAAAAGUUAACAACAUCUCUGGACUUCUUGCCAAGGCCGACGAAAUAAAACUUGAUUUGCCAUGGGUUGAACGAAUGGAUAUGAUAAACGAUUUAGCACCCCUCGCCCCUGAAAUGGCUAUUGCUUUGGAAAAACACGAGCAAAAAAGAGCAAACUUGUUUAAAGGCAAUGCCAAAAUUCCAUAUGUACGUCCAGAAGAAGAUCCCGUGCUAAAUGAUUUCAAACGUGAAAUGUUAUUUCAUCGUCAAGCUCAAGCCGCGGUCAUUGAAGGCAUACGCCGCCUACAUGAGUUGGGUAUCAAAACAAAAAGACCUGAUGACUAUUUCGCUGAAAUGGCUAAAUCAGAUGAACACAUGCAAAAGGUUCGGGCAAAUCUAAUGGCCAAACAGGAGGGACAAGCGAAAUCUGAAAGAAUCAGACAGAUAAGAGAACAACGUAAAAUGGGUAAAAUAUUGGCCAAACAAACGAAAGUACAAAGAGAAAUGGAAAAGAAAGACAUGCUCGAUAAGUUGAAGAAGUUCCGUAAGGGCAAAUUGAAGAAUUUAGACUUCCUUGAGGAUGCCAAGGCACUGGAGGCGAAAACAAAGAAAACAGCUGAGAAACGGAAACAACGUGAUAAGAAAUUCGGUUUUGGUGGCAAGAAGAAGGGUAUGAAGCGCAAUACAAAGGCGUCUGCUGCAGGUUUGGAGAACACAAAGGUACCUAGGCGUCGUGUUGGUUCAAAGGCUGCACCAGGCAGCAAACGUUUGGGAAAAUCCAGACGCAUGAAAAAUAAAAGUAAAAAAUAGAUAUAAGUUUUGAUAAUUAUAAAGGAUAUAUAAUUGCAGAUGUAUUUUUAUAAAUAAAUGUAGGUUGUAUUCAAUAUAA
Molecule: messenger RNA, 1120 nt
Organism: Musca domestica (house fly)
Lineage: Eukaryota; Metazoa; Arthropoda; Insecta; Diptera; Muscidae
Product: probable rRNA-processing protein EBP2 homolog
Exons: 3
Coding region: 124-1041 (305 amino acids)
Biological process (GO): rRNA processing; ribosomal large subunit biogenesis
Cellular component (GO): preribosome, large subunit precursor; nucleolus; nuclear periphery
Source: RefSeq, a predicted model, not a curated record